Messenger RNA from Solanum pennellii, 4689 nucleotides. RefSeq lists its product as uncharacterized. The transcript has 9 exons. Gene Ontology annotation, cellular component: cytoplasm. The record is from RefSeq and is a predicted model, not a curated record. Gene Ontology annotation, biological process: protein phosphorylation; signal transduction. Gene Ontology annotation, molecular function: protein binding; protein kinase activity; ATP binding. The coding region runs from base 479 to 4453 and encodes 1324 amino acids. NCBI's taxonomy places the organism in Eukaryota, Viridiplantae, Streptophyta, Magnoliopsida, Solanales, Solanaceae.
CAAGUCCACAUUUGACUCUUUUUAACUACGGUAAAACACUAGAGAUCUCUCAAUAUAUUUCAGUUCCGUUCGCCGAUUUGCUUCCGCCGCUGCUCGCCGGCGCCGCCGAUUAAAUCUAGGGUCAACAGCUGUUUGUGAUAACAACUUCUAUCUGUUACGGUUGUAGAUCUUUUUUGCAAGGAUCAAAUUUUAUCUAAAAAAGGGAAAGAUCAGGGUAAACCAUUAGAAGUCCUCAGUUAGGAUUACUAAAGCGAGAUUAGCUAAAGCACAUCUGUCCUAUUGACAAGGGUCUUCUGCUACCCUACUGCUCGGUCAAUGUUCACCUUUAAAAAAUCUAAAUAAUAUCAGUUAUUACUCAUUUCUUUUUAAAACAUCCCACUGAGAGUGAAGUGUGCUGGUGAGAUUGAAAGUGCCUACUUGGUUGCUGUUACAUGGAUAUGAAGUCUCCUUAUGGGGUGAAUACUAAGAAUUGAGUACAAUGGAUAGAGAUUUUGGAGAAGGCAUGCCGGGACAGCAAAAUAACUUUGAACAAGCUCGUUAUAGUUCUAUAGACACUAGAGCAGAGGUCAUUGGUUCUUCAAACCAGAAAUUUUUCCAGGAUCCAUCAAGUUCUAUCAAUACAGACAUAAGACCACCUGAUUUCACUAUACCAGUCGGAGCUAGACCUGUAAUGAACUAUUCCAUUCAGACUGGCGAGGAGUUUGCUCUGGAAUUCAUGCGCGAAAGAGUUAACCCAAAGCAGAACCUCAUUCCUCAUGCUUCAGGGGGUACUGCUGGUGCAACUUCUUGUAUGGACCUGAAGGACAAAAGUGGAAUAUCUCAUACAGGUUCUGAAAGUGGAUCAGAUAUCGCCAUGAUCACCUCAGUUGGAAAAACUCGAGUUCAACAUCACGGGAGGUCUACUUCUGUAAAUGAAGGGAUAAGCAACCAUCAAGCUGUGCAAACUGAAACUAGAGCCUUAUCAAGAAAUAACAACAUUCAUGGAAUUCAAAGUCAUAUGUCUUCUAGAUCUAGUACAUUAACAAAGUUGAAGUUCCUCUGCAGUUUUGGUGGUAGAAUUAUGCCUCGUCCAAGUGAUGGGAAACUUAGAUAUAUUGGAGGUGAUACGCACCUCGUUCUUUUAAGAAAUGAUGUUUCUUGGGAGGAAUUCUGGCAAAAGAUGUUAACUUUAUUUAACAAUUGUCACACAAUAAAAUAUCAGCUACCUGGUGAGGAUCUCGAUGCAUUAGUGUCAGUUUCUUGUGAUGAAGACUUGCAGAAUAUGAUAGAGGAAUGUAAUGUAUUAGAAGGCGAUGGAUCACAAAAAUUGCGUACAUUUCUCUUUUCUUACAGUGACUUAGAUGAUUCUCUGGCUGGUUUGGAGAAUAUUGAAGGAGAUUCAGAAAUGCAGUAUGUUAUUGCUGUCAAUAGCAUGGACUUUGGUUCAAGAAGAAACUCCACUGCUCUGGCAAGCACUUCAGAAAAAAACCUGGAUGAGUUUCUGAGUGCAACAAUUGCUGGGGAGGAUGGUCAAGUUGCUAGGCAUGUAGCAGGGGCUGAUACUUCUGAUCCAGUCAUUGGCAUGCCUCUAACAAGUCAAUCUGCUCAUGAAGGGGUAUCAAUUUCAUCACAUAGAAUACUUGGGUCAAACAUGGGGCAUGACUCUAAUCAACUAGAAUACUUGGGUCAAACUGUACAUCAUGGUGGCACUGAAUGGCAACCUUUACCCUCUUCCACACCAGUUGACAACUUUCCAGGUGUAGGUGGCAAAAAUCUGGUUCUUCCAUCUAUGCAAGUGCAGUAUAACCAUGGUUAUCAACCACCCAACUCUUCACAACUUACAAAUAACUUUCUUGUAAGUUCGAAUCAUGGUUACAUGAAUUGGAAAGGAGGCAUCGAUCCCGAGCAGUCUUACGAGAGCUCACAUAUGAAUGACCAAGAAUCACCUGCUUCAGUAGUGAAUCUGAAAAGAGAUAACUAUCCCCGGGAGAUGUUUGAAAUUAGUAAAGCAAAACCUCGAGAGAAGGAAGUGCCUGAGGAGGGAAAUAUAAAGAUAGAAAGCUCUUUUCAGAAAAUAAAUGAGCCUGAAAAAAUGUGGCCUUUGGAAAGCAAAAAAGUUGUUUCCUCAAACCCACUGAAUGAUUCCGCCUCAAGUCACGUUUCUAGAGUUGAAGUUCCGAGUUUCACUGCUGUAGCAGUUGUUGGAAACGAUGUUAUACAAUCUAAAAUUAGUGACAAGAGUCAGGAACAAGUUCAGAGUUCAGCAUCUCCUGUAGCUGUUGAGGAAGAAAAACUUGAUAGGUUCACAGAAGAUGGCUUCUCCGGAUCUGGUAGAAUAUCAAAUUCUGGCUAUGGAGACUCGGGGGCAAACCUACAUGACAUUAGCUACGAACAACCAUCGAUUCCUCCACGAACUUUUCGCUCUGAAUGGAUACCCAGGGAACAGCCCGGCCUUAAUCGUUUGUCCAAAUCUGAUGAUUCUGCUGCCUCGCAAUUCAUAAUGGCCCAUGCAUAUUCUGAAGGCUCACAACAGAUCAUAGAAUCCGUUAAUAAAUUGAACGAUGGGAAUGUGGCUCCCCAGACUGAGCAUUUUGUACCUUCUGGAAGAUAUGGGAAUGUGGCUCCCCAGACUGAGCAUUUUAUACCUUCUGGAAGAUCUUUGUCUGCUAAUCAACAUGCUACUGCAGAUAAAGGGGUAAAACUUCAGGAAUCUCAAGAGUUAAGUGUCAGUGCGAGAGAAGUUGAUACCAAGGUUGGUGGAGAACUUUCUGAAGCAAAUUAUAAGCCUGAGCUGAAACCUGCAACUUAUGCAGAGAAAGUGAAAUCUGGACUAAGUGAUCCUAUCUUAAGUAAUAAUAUCCAGUCCGAGUCUGCUUCCAGGAAGACAGAGCUUCAUUGGGGUGAUGCAUCUUCACAUGGAGCCGAGGGAAACAAAGAAGCAGAGCAACUACACUCUUUGGCUGAGAAAGAGUGUCAGGUUGGAGCAGCAGUUUCCACAGGGAUACCCUCUGGUACUGUUGGUACACUUGAGCAUGGAAGCAUUCUUUUUGACAUUAAUGACUGCUUUCCCCGUGAUUUUCUCGCUGAUAUAUUUUCCAAAGCCAAGCUUAUGGAUGCCUCACCAAUACCUGCCCCACUGUACAAUGAUGGAACUGGUUUGAGCUUGAAUAUGGAGAACCAUGAACCAAAGAACUGGUCCUUUUUCCAAAAGAUAGCUCAAGGUGAUUUUGAUAGAAGAAAUGUCUCUUUGAUGGAUCAGGAUCAUCUUGGUGUGUCUUCUACUCGUGCAAAUGUUGAUGAUGGGGUCUCUAUGGAUUAUGGCUAUCCUCCUUUCAAGGGUGAUGGACCAAUGAUAGAUCAUAUGGACUCUCAGCUCAAUAUUGAAGCUGAAUUCCAGCAACCAUCUCCUGAAAUUGUUGUCCCAGACACCAUGGAUUUGCCUUCCGGGUACAACCCUUGUCAAACCACUGACGUUCAAAGUAUGCAGUAUGAUGUUGAAUUGAGUUCAAAAGUACCUGAAUCGGGUUAUCAGGAUGAGAACCAAGGAGCUCAGAAUGCUGGCUUUCCGCUUACCAAUCUCCCGCUUGGAGACUUUGAUCCCAGCUCUUUGCAGAUAAUCAGUAAUGAAGAUCUUGAAGAGUUAAAGGAAUUAGGUUCUGGAACAUUUGGGACCGUAUAUCAUGGAAAAUGGAGAGGGACUGACGUUGCCAUCAAGAGAAUUAAAAAAAGCUGUUUCACAGGUCGGUCAUCAGAGCAGGAGAGAUUGACUGAGUUUUGGCGUGAAGCUGAAAUUCUUUCAAAACUUCAUCAUCCCAAUGUGGUGGCAUUUUAUGGUGUAGUGAAAGAUGGGCCAGGAGGGACUCUUGCCACAGUAGCAGAGUUCAUGGUGAAUGGUUCUCUUAGGCAUGUUUUACUUUGCAAGGACAGACACCUUGAUCGUCGCAAGAGGCUCAUAAUUGCAAUGGAUGCUGCAUUUGGAAUGGAAUAUUUGCACUCGAAGAAUAUUGUGCAUUUUGAUCUGAAAUGUGACAAUUUGCUUGUCAACUUAAAGGAUCCUUCUCGACCCAUUUGUAAGGUGGCUGAUUUUGGGCUGUCAAAAAUCAAGAGAAAUACCUUGGUUACUGGUGGUGUCAGGGGAACGCUUCCAUGGAUGGCUCCAGAGCUAUUGAAUGGUGGAAGUAAUAAGGUUUCCGAGAAGGUCGACGUCUUUUCCUUUGGGAUUGUGCUCUGGGAAAUCCUUACUGGUGAAGAACCUUAUGCAAAUAUGCAUUAUGGAGCAAUUAUAGGUGGUAUUGUCAACAACACAUUGAGACCGCCUGUCCCAAGCUUCUGUGACACUGAGUGGAGAAUGCUCAUGGAACAGUGUUGGGCUCCAGAUCCUGCCAUCCGCCCAUCUUUCACUGAAAUUGCCAGACGGUUACGUACCAUGGCUGCUGCCUGUCCAACAAGACCGCAAGCUCAUCCGGCCAAGUGAUGGCAUGGUGUCUGUCCCUUCUUUCUUGGUAUCUGCAUUGAAGUUUCUUUUACAAGUAUACUCUGUUUAUUCUGUAUUAUUCAGAGAGAGGAGAGUGGUCUCCUUUAGAUUCUGGAACAACAUUAUAUGGGAAACAUGAAAAACUUUUUAUAUAUGUAAAACAUCAUUUUGUAUCUGUGAUAAAUCGAAAUGUAAUAUUCUUGGUGAUAUUAAUAAUUAUCAUUUUUACCUGUCUU